GGCCGGGACGCCGCCCAACUGCUCCAGGAGGCCAUCGACCGGCACCGGGGGCUCAACGUCCGGCUGGUGGCCAUACUCAACGACGCCACCGGCACUCUGGUCCAGGGUAUACACCUGGACCCGACAUCAGCCGUGGGACUCAUUUUGGGCACCGGUAGCAACGCGUGUUAUAUCGAAAAGAUUGAAAAUAUCGAUUACUGGACCGAUAGGGACGAGUGGCUGAGACGGGGCUAUAGGGAAGUGAUUGUGGACAUGGAGUGCGGAGGGUUUGGCGAUAAUGGUGUCAUUGAUUGGGCCAAAACUAAAUACGAUCUGAGUUUGGACAGGGAGUCCCUUUUUCCCAACUCUUAUACGUUUGAGAAGCUAUUUGGCGGCAAAUUCUUGGGUGAUAUCGUGCGCCGAGUACUCCUGGAUUUGGCCCAAAAUGGACUCCUAUUUGACGGCAAAAUAACCGACGAAUUGAAAACUGUUGAGUCAAUUACCGCCACCGACCUGUCCAACAUCGAAACCAAUAAAUCAGACGACAUAUUUGAAUCCCUGGCCAAACGUCUGGGCUAUGAGUCCUUUACCAGCGACGACAGGAACACCAUUAGCUACGUGUGUGCGGUGGUGUCCAUAAGAGGUGCCCUUAUGUUGGCGGCCAUCCUAUCCAACCUGAUUGUCCGUAUCGAUAGACAGGAGGUGACGAUAGCCAUCGACGGCUCGGUUUACAAAUAUCACCCGAAGUUUCACACAUUGAUCACCGAUUUUAUCCGCGAAUUACUGCCAACCGAUUGCCACAAGAAGUUUAAGUUGAUUCUGGCUGAGGAUGGGUCGGGUAAGGGGGCCGGACUGGUGGCUGCCAUCGCACAGAGACUCGCAAAGUGA
Oppiella nova is the source of this 867-nucleotide messenger RNA. NCBI's taxonomy places the organism in Eukaryota, Metazoa, Arthropoda, Arachnida, Sarcoptiformes, Oppiidae. The record is from the annotation of a GenBank genome assembly.